Molecule: messenger RNA, 888 nt
Organism: Bicyclus anynana (squinting bush brown)
Lineage: Eukaryota; Metazoa; Arthropoda; Insecta; Lepidoptera; Nymphalidae
Exons: 2
Coding region: 136-687 (183 amino acids)
Source: RefSeq, a predicted model, not a curated record
CGGGUGGUGUGGCAACUGGUAAGAUCGCGUCGUCUGUACCGCUAUCUCGGCGAAUAAAUAAAAGAUGCAGCUCGCUGUGGUCACAAAGGAGGUCCCGCUAGCGUAAGCUCAGUGCGACUGUAGGCUCCCUACGCGAUGGUCAACUACAAACGAGUGGUCUGCGAGGUGGCGGUGCUGUUAACGUGCUUGGCAGUUGCCUUCGCAGCACCGGCGGCCGAUUGCGACGAGAAAAAGACACAUUACGACCAAAGGCAGAAUGGCACUGAAAACUUCAGACUGUCCAUAGAUGGCAUGGUCAUCGCCAUCGCCCCAGCGGACGCGCUCGUCGAAGCAGCUUCAGACUUCGUUGAUCUAUUAGAUAUCCCUGAUCUUGAGGAGUAUCUAAAACCACCCAGUUCGUCGAACAAACCUGUGACGAGCGAAUCGAAACCGGAGAUCCCCAGUGACUCGAAACCGGAGCCAGAGAAGAUCCCCAGUGACUCUAAACCUGAGCCGGAAAAGAUCAUCAGUGACUCGAAGCCUGAUGCGGAGAAACCAGCCGACCCGCCUCUUAGCGACGUUAGCCUCCCAGAAACUAAGCCUCAGAGGAAAGAAGCGAAUGCCGGAAAGCAAGAAAAAGCUCAAAGACUGAAGCAUCGCCUCGCCAAUUUUUUGAUACCAUUGCUAAGGAGGACGCGCCACCACUGAAAAUCUACUUGUAAUCUCAGAACAUAAAAAGCUCUGAGAUUAUAUUUAACAGAAGGCCAUAUAGCCACGAGUGAUAUGCAGAAUGCAUUUAUAUUUAUUUAUUACUAGUAUAGUAUGUUAGUUUAAGUUGUGUGAUUGUAUGCGAAUUGUUUUGUUGAAAAUAAAUGAUAAUUCUUAUUGAAAAAUCCCUAAAAAGAUAAA